Salvia miltiorrhiza (redroot sage) is the source of this 621-nucleotide messenger RNA. RefSeq lists its product as uncharacterized. Bases 1 to 621 code for a protein of 206 amino acids. The record is from RefSeq and is a predicted model, not a curated record. NCBI's taxonomy places the organism in Eukaryota, Viridiplantae, Streptophyta, Magnoliopsida, Lamiales, Lamiaceae. The transcript has 2 exons.
AUGAUUAAGCAGGUGUGUAGAGCUUACUUAUUAAAAGGUCCAUGUCAACCGCGUAAUCAUGAUUUUCCACAGAAGAUAGAGGCCAAUAGAAAGCGAAAAUUUGUUUCAGCUUGGUUUGAUGAAUUCAAGAUGUGGUUAGAAUAUAGUAUUGCAAAAGAUGAUGCUUUUUGCUUAUAUUGUUAUUUGUUUUCAUCAGGUAGUAGCGAAAAAGGACAUGAUGCUUUUAUAUCUGGAGGGUUUAAUACUUGGCGCAAGAAAGAUAGAUUGAGAGAUCAUGUUGGAGAGGUUAAUAGUGAUCAUAAUAAAUGUAGAUUGGCAUGUCAAGAUUUGAUGAAUCAAGCCCAACACAUUGAAGGAUAUGAUGGUGCAAGUAACAUGAGAGGUGAAUUCAGUGGAUUGAAAACUUUGAUACUUAAGAGGAAUCCUAAUGCCUAUUAUGUUAAUUGUUUUGCUCAUCAGCUUCAACUAACAAUUGUUGUUGUUUCCAAAAAACAUAUCAUUGUUGGGUCUUUCUUUAAUACUAUCUCGCGUUUAUGCAAUGUGGUUGGAGGUUCAUGUAAGCGCAGGGAUAUGCUUCGAGAGAACCUAAAGAGUGAAGAUUAUGGAAGGCAUUGCAAGUGA